Messenger RNA from Phytophthora sojae, 432 nucleotides. RefSeq lists its product as hypothetical. The transcript is spliced from 2 exons. The annotation marks the transcript as partial. The record is from RefSeq and is a predicted model, not a curated record. NCBI's taxonomy places the organism in Eukaryota, Oomycota, Peronosporomycetes, Peronosporales, Peronosporaceae. Gene Ontology annotation, molecular function: protein dimerization activity.
GCCGAGUUGAAAGACAUCGAGUCUGUAUCAAAGGCUCUACAAGGCAGUGAUGUUACUCUCUUUGAUGCGAGAGUGUGGUUCGACGGGCUGAUCGCAGCGCACCCGGCUAUUGCGGACUACAUCGGUAUGUACCACCUUAUUACUCUCUCGGCCAUCGCCAUGAACGAUGCGGAAGACGACGGCGAGGAGCCGGAGGGUUCGUUUGUCCAGCGUCUUGAGAAGCGUCGCCGGCUCGAGGCGCGAAAACCCCACUACGACCUCAUCUCCAGCAUCCCGCCGACCUCGAACAAGGUCGAGCGGGUUUUCAGCGUGGCGCGUACCACGUUUGCUCAAGAACGCAACAGUCUCCAGCCCGCUACGCUGGAAACAAUUUUGUUUCUGCGCGAGAAUGUUGACUUCUGGGACGUUCCGACAGUCGAUCGCGUCAAUUAG